Messenger RNA from Chilo suppressalis (striped riceborer), 2002 nucleotides. The record is from the annotation of a GenBank genome assembly. NCBI's taxonomy places the organism in Eukaryota, Metazoa, Arthropoda, Insecta, Lepidoptera, Crambidae.
UUCGAUUUCAAUAUGGCCGAUAAUAGUGUAUCUAAAUAAAAGGUCGUAAUAAUUGUGCGCGAACUAUUUUUGUAUUUAUAUAAGUUUAAUUUAAUGUCUUAGGUUUAAACUAUUGCGGUAUGUUUCCGCUAACGCCGCCUGUGGUAAAACGGCUGUUAGGGUGGAAAAAGGGUCCUGAAGGAACAUCCGUAGCAGAAGAUAAGUGGUCUGAAAAGGCAGUAAAAAGUUUAGUGAAAAAAUUAAAAAAGAGUGGUGCGUUAGAAGAACUAGAGAAGGCAAUUUCAAGUCAAAAUAGUCAUACAAAAUGUGUUACAAUUCCCAGAGUUAAACCAAACGAUAACAUCAUCAACGGACAGUACCGCAAGGGGUUGCCGCAUGUUGUUUACUGCAGGCUGUGGCGUUGGCCACAGCUACAGAGCCAUCAUGAAUUGAAGCCGGUCGAUCAUUGCGAGUAUUCUUAUCAACUGAAAAAGGACGAAGUGUGCAUUAACCCUUACCAUUACACUAAAAUUGAUUCGCCUGCAUUACCACCAAUCUUAGUACCGCGGUGCACCGAAGGCUCGGAACCCCGGGCCCCGCCGCCAUACACCGACUACGUGCAACUGCACCAUCCACACGAACACACGGACGCCGUUAUGCAGUCGGGUGGAGUAUUGGGCCACAGCGCCAUGUAUUUGGAAGCAACACUGGCCCAACAAGUACCAGGAAACACUACAGUACAUGUGAGUUCCUCGUCAGUGGAAACCCCUCCACCCGGCUACAUAAGUGAAGACGGUGACCCAAUGGAUCACAACGACAAUAUGAACAUAACCCGCCUCUCGCCACCCCCUGGCGGUGGGGCGGCCCCGGUGCUGUACCACGAGCCCGCGUUCUGGUGCAGCAUCUCCUACUACGAGCUCAACACCAGGGUGGGGGAGACGUUUCAUGCGUCACAGCCCUCCAUUACUGUGGACGGCUUCACCGACCCCAGCAAUAGCGAAAGAUUCUGUCUGGGUCUGUUAUCGAACGUGAACCGGAACGAGGUUGUUGAACAAACCCGCCGGCACAUCGGCAAAGGGGUCCGAUUGUAUUACAUAGGUGGCGAAGUGUUCGCUGAAUGUCUAAGCGAUUCAUCGAUCUUCGUCCAAAGUCCGAACUGUAACCAGCGCUACGGAUGGCAUCCGGCUACUGUCUGCAAGAUACCGCCUGGUUGCAAUCUGAAGAUAUUCAACAACCAAGAGUUUGCCGCUUUACUCUCGCAGUCGGUGUCGCAAGGAUUCGAAGCUGUAUUCCAAUUGACAAGAAUGUGUACUAUAAGGAUGAGUUUUGUCAAAGGAUGGGGGGCGGAGUACAGACGACAAACCGUCACCUCCACUCCUUGUUGGAUUGAAUUACAUCUGAACGGGCCAUUGCAAUGGCUGGACCGUGUGCUGACGCAGAUGGGUUCCCCACGCUUACCCUGUUCCUCUGUGUCUUAGGGCCACAGUAUGAAAUUUAACCAACAGUUGGGAGCGACAACUCAUCAACACAUGAAAUACCUCCGCAUGAGUCUUAAAUUAUCUCAUACGAUAGGAUAACUAACAUAGCUUGCUCCAUUCCGAACAUUAAUUACGUAAUUUUUAAUUAAAUAUAGCACGUCCUUUUCUGUCUUUACUAGAACGGAAAGAGAUGACACGAAUAGAAGCAUUAAAUCAUUUUAUUUCUUACAUUAAUCUGCGUGAUUAGAAAUGCUAAAGGUGUUUGUUUUUAAUAGAAAAAAAUCUCAGAGAAGUACGACUCGCCUACCGACGGUUCCGUACAAAUUUAUAGUUACGCCACAUAAACAGCUGUAUUCCUUUGUUUAUGGUUCAAUUACACUUAAUCGUUGGCCCUUAAUCGUUGGUAUUCGGGUGCGGGAAAGACAUUACUCAAAUAGGGUAUUUGACAGUAUUAAAAAUAAAGUACCAUAAAUGUUAGCAUCUGUGUUUAGAAUGAAUAUUGGCAGGGGUUUUUACAAUUUUUACAAAAAAAGAAUAUUCAUAAU